UGUGGAUUCAGCAGCCAGAUAGGCCUAGUUAGCCUAGACAGUAAUCUUUCUGCUCAUUUUUUACUUUAAUUUCAAAAGCCAGGCGUAUCUAAAAUGGCAGACGAUGUAGAGAUGGUAGAUGGAAAUACAGUGCUUUCGGAAGCUCUUAAAGCGCAGGGCAUCAAAUAUGUGUUUGGAAUUGUGGGAUAUCCAGUGGCUGAGCUAGGUACUGUGAUGCAAGCUACAGGCAUAAAGUAUUUUGGGAUGAGGAAUGAACAAGCGGCGUGCUAUGCAGCUUCUGUUAUUGGCUACCUCACAGGGCGACCAGCGGUUUGUUUGGUUGUUUCUGGACCAGGAAUGCUACAUACCAUCGGAGGUCUUGCAAAUGCAACUCUAAAUUGUUGGCCGGUUAUUGUUAUAGGGGGCGCUAGUGAUGCUGAUAAAGAUGGCUUGGGUUCAUUUCAAGAAUGGCCGCAGGUUGAGAGUGCAAGACUUUAUACUAAAUAUACAGCAAGGCCCAGCAGUAUUGGUCAAAUUCCUGCAUUUGUAGAAAGGGCAGUACGUAUGAGUAUAAGUGGCCGGCCAGGUGCAUCCUACAUAGACCUUCCAGGUGAUAUGCUAAUUGGUUCUGCGAAAUUAUCAAGCGUACGAAAUAUAGGCCGCUGUCCUGAUCCUGAUCCUAUCUAUGCACAUCUUCCAAAGGUCAGAGAGGUCAUUGAUCUUUUAACCUCUGCUAAAAGGCCACUUGUCAUAGUUGGGAAAGGUGCUGCAUAUGCAAAUGCAUCGGACGAGGUAUGCAAAUUCAUAGAUAAAUAUGCAUUACCAUUCCUACCAAGUCCAAUGGGUAAAGGAGUUGUUCCUGAUGAUCAUAAACUGUGUGUUAGUGCUGCAAGGUCCAAAGCUCUUUUAAAUGCUGAUUUGAUUGUUUUACUUGGUGCUCGACUAAACUGGAUUAUGCAUUUUGGCCAACCACCUCGCUUCAAUACCUCAGCAAAAUUUAUUCAGAUUGAUAUCUGUCCCGAAGAGUUGUACAACAGUGUAGGUAGUGACCGAAUACUGGGAGUGCAAGGGCAUCUAAAGGUUGUCAUGGAACAGAUUGAGUCGCAGAUGCUAACAAUGCACCGAUCAUGGCGUUACCCUAGCAACACGGAAUGGUGGAUGAUGCUGAGUGAAAAAGUUGAGAGCAAUAAGGCAUUAAAUCUAAAACUUGCGAAAGACCAAUCUGUGCCAAUGAACUACUACACUGUACUACACCGGAUACAAUCUGCACUACCAAAAGAUGCUAUCAUUGUAAGUGAGGGUUCCAACACCAUGGACAUUGGUAGGACCGUCUUGGAGAACUACCUUCCUAAACACAGGUUAGAUGCCGGAACCUUUGGUACGAUGGGGGUUGGACUGGGAUUCGCUAUUGCUGCUGCAGUAUUGGCUCGUGACCUCUGGCCUGAGAAGAGAGUGGUGUGCAUUGAAGGGGACAGUGCUUUUGGUUUUUCAGGGAUGGAGCUUGAAACAGUUUGCAGAUAUCAUUUACCAAUUGUGUUUAUUGUUGUUAAUAACAAUGGCAUUACUAUGGGUGUUAAUGAUGAUCUUUACCAAACCAUUCCAGUUGAGGAACGGCCUACUAAGUUGCUCCCAUUUGUGUUGACACCUAAUGCAAGGUAUGAUCAAAUGAUGGAGGCAUUUGGUGGCAAAGGAUUCUUUGUUCGAACACCAGCAGCUCUGGAGGAUGUUCUGGCACGUUGUUUCCAUGGGGAUAUGAAGAAUGAGCCAGUGUUAAUCAAUGCAAUGAUCGAUCCUUUUGCAGAUAAAAAGCCUCAAGACUUUCAAUGGCUUGACAGAUCAAAACUUUGAUGAUUCAGGAUGCACAUAUAUAAGAGAAAAAGAGAACAACAAUCAGUGGGAAUCAAAUUAUCCAUAAUCGCUAAAAAUAAUAAUUUUAAAUCAAACUGUGAUUGAAGAAGAGCACUGAAGCAAACUGCACAGAUGAUCAAAGAAUGGUUUCACAUAUUAGGAUGUUUCCGAUGAAAGAGUAAACUGACCGAAUCUCUCCAGAACCACCAUGUCUAGACAGAAAAGCGAAUUUAUGAAUGAAUACGAAUGCAUCGAUAAACAUGAAUUAUGAGAUUAUUUUCGAGGAAUGAGUGCAAUAAUGUUCUAUAACAUUUCUGAAUGAUUUCAAAGACAGGAAUCACAUUUAAAAAAUAAUUUUCAACUCAAUGACAGAAUAUAAUAUUCAUUAUGGUACAGCUUUCCAUGUAAUAUCUUAAUUUAAAGACAUUUUCUGUGAAUACAUUUAUAUUAUAUAUGAUGAAAAUAAUGGAAUAUAAAUAAAUUUGUAUUGAUAUCAGAA
This is a messenger RNA of Anneissia japonica, 2326 nucleotides long. RefSeq names its product 2-hydroxyacyl-CoA lyase 1-like. Gene Ontology annotation, molecular function: thiamine pyrophosphate binding; magnesium ion binding; catalytic activity. Bases 94 to 1827 code for a protein of 577 amino acids. Gene Ontology annotation, cellular component: peroxisome. Gene Ontology annotation, biological process: fatty acid alpha-oxidation. The record is from RefSeq and is a predicted model, not a curated record. The transcript has 17 exons. NCBI's taxonomy places the organism in Eukaryota, Metazoa, Echinodermata, Crinoidea, Comatulida, Comatulidae.